Molecule: messenger RNA, 837 nt
Organism: Triticum turgidum subsp. durum (durum wheat)
Lineage: Eukaryota; Viridiplantae; Streptophyta; Magnoliopsida; Poales; Poaceae
Source: the annotation of a GenBank genome assembly
AUGUCCGUUAUAGCUUUCCAAACAGUCAGGGUCAAGUUCAAAUCACUUAUGCCAUGGCAAUUUUUUUGUCCAUUUUGCAGAUAUCGGCUAAGAAGCAAGGUUGAGAUAGAUAAUGUAAGUGAGGAGUUUUUGUGCUGGCAAAGAUUUGGAAGUGAUGUCGCACAUUCUGAACCUUCCACUCAAGAACCCGAGGCUCAAUCCAUUGGAUGGGGACAAGGCAGUGACCAUGCUGCUGAGUCAUCUGCACAAGGGAACGGUCAUGGUUGGCAGUGGCUCAAAGAUCCUCGGCUUGACAUUCUUGGCUACAGAGGAAUAUUUCCAGCUGAUACAAUACCACCACUUGUUGAGGCUGACAAAGAAGCAGAUGAACGCCAUUAUUUGCUUUGGCGUAUAGAAAAUGGGGUUGCAGAAGGCUCAACUGAGAUACCAAAAGGUGAAGCAAUCCCACUCGAGUACAAUCUUGCAGGCCUGAAUGCUAUUUCAUUCGACAAGGGGUGCUAUAUUGGUCAGGAGCUGAUCGCACGCACACACCACCGUGGUGUCAUCAGGAAGCGCCUGAUACCCUUGAAGUUUGUAGAUGAAAAUGACAAAGAACUCGAGCAGGCUGUUGCUCCUGGCUCAGAUGUCGUGGACGACGCCUCUGGUAAGAAAGUGGGUACGGUAAGCACCGCUCUCGGCAGCCGUGGGAUGGGUCUGUUGCGGCUCGAAGCAGCACUGAAGGAAAACGCUAUCCUUGCCAUCAGCGACAACAGAGAUGUGAGGGUCAAGGCGAUUAAGCCAGACUGGUGGCCGGCUGAGUGGACAGAGGUCUUAGCACAGCAGAGCGCAGUCGCUUGA